Molecule: messenger RNA, 513 nt
Organism: Arachis duranensis
Lineage: Eukaryota; Viridiplantae; Streptophyta; Magnoliopsida; Fabales; Fabaceae
Exons: 2
Coding region: 1-513 (170 amino acids)
Source: RefSeq, a predicted model, not a curated record
AUGAACCGGACGGUAACCGGCCGGUUGGAUCGGACCGGAAAUCGACCGGUUCGCAUAAAACAACGUCGUUUUCCCUUUUUUUUAAAAAACAAAAAAGUUAAAACCCAACCCCCCUCCCCAACACACACCAAACACCCCUUCCUUCGAACAUCGAAGCAGCUAGCCCUAAGGUUGCCCAGACGCCGAGACCCAAAACCCAACUUCGUCGCCGGAACCGCCGCCGCCGUCCGUGGUUGUCUGCGUCUUCGCGGCCUCCUCCUUCCCCUGUCCCAAAGGCAUACGGCCAGAGCUUCUCUUCUAGCUCCUGCCGGUGAAGCUGCUGUUCGAGGCUUCCAGCUGCUGCGCCGUCGUCUCGCCGUUGACGUCCUGCUGUGGUGGAAGGAAAAAAGCUUUAUGGCGCGGGGCAGGCUAAGAUUUUCAGACUGCUGGCCUGCCCGGUUUAGUGGCGGGCUUCGGCACGGCGGGCUGGGGAGGGGACAUGCCUGUUUGCCACCUCCUAUAUCAUGCAACUGA